Effrenium voratum is the source of this 2239-nucleotide messenger RNA. The record is from the annotation of a GenBank genome assembly. NCBI's taxonomy places the organism in Eukaryota, Dinophyceae, Suessiales, Symbiodiniaceae.
CCCCUUUUGGGCACCGACCCCCCCAGUCCUCGUACGACGGCGUGCGACGUAUGGUCGCGCCUUCUGGAGCGCUCCAUGUGCCGCGAUGACUCGGUCGCUGGUCGGGCUGGUCCCAGCAUGGUGCGAGGUGCUGCACCUGCAGAGCUCCCCGCCCCGGGAUCUGGAGGCGGCCGUGGCCAACUGGAACCUGGCGCUGGAGGACGCGGGGGCGCCGCCCUUCGCCGGCGAGCUGCGCUUCCGGCCCGAGGACCCCGGCGGGUGCCGGGCGAGGCCGCUGGAGGGAGCCUUGGCGGCUUGUUUGUGUUUGCGCCUCUCGAGCGAGCGAGCCCCUGGAGCCAGGAUGCCCCACGCCAGCUGCGGCCUGGCGGCCGCGGUGGCGGAGCGCUGAUGCAACGGGAGGUUUUGGUGGAUGCGGCCGCCGUGUGCGAGGACUUGGUCCGAACCACCCACCGCUUGGCGGAGGCUGGUGCCAGCGGCGUGGUGUUCCUGCACAGCAGCGACGGCCUCGCGGGCAUCUCCUUGGGCCACGCGGAGCCGCCGCCCAUCCGCGCCGUGGUGGUGGAGAGAGCUUCAGGCUUGGAGGCGGUGCUCGUCUCCCAGGUGGUGCGGGCCGAGCUGCGGCAGGGCAAGCUCAUCUCUGAGGAGGCGUACGAGGAGCAGUUUAUCUUCCGCGUAGACGAGUUCCACGCCACGCGCAAGGAGAACUUCUUAUGGCACCGCUACCCCGGCAUGCUGCGGAGCAGCGGCCGUGAGACGCUGAGCGCGCGGCUCAUGCGGAGCCUCUCCGCGCCCGCGGGCUGGUUCUCCCGCGCCCCGGCCUUCGUGCCUCUCUUCAAUCCCUCCGUGCUCGCCUUGCAGGACGGCUCCUUCCUGGUGGCGCUGCGCAUGUCCAACGGGCCCGGGUGCCCCAGCGUGCGGGUGUCCCGGGAGUCCAGCAUGGACACCCGCAUCUUCCGGAACGAGCUCGUGCUGGCGCACCUGGACAGCGACUUCCAGGUGAAGGCCCACGUGCUGGUGGAGAUGCCGCCGCUGAGCUGCCGCUUUGCUCCGGGCACGCAGGCCGGCCGGCAAUUCCUGGAUGAGGUGCACGGCCCGAUGGACGCCCGCAUUGCCUGGGGCGAAGAGGAGAUUUGGGUCUUCUUCUAUGCCGAGCGCAAUCGCGGAACCAGCACUGAGGUUGAGCGGGGCAUGCACGGCGCCCCGCUGCGCCUGGAGUGGGGACCAUGCCAAGUUUGGGAGCUGUACCGAACAGACAAGGUCUUUGCGCCCGAGCAGUGCGCUUGGCUAGGCUCCGGGGACAAAGACGGCCUCGGCCAGUGCCAGCGCAGCUGCGAGGCGCCGUGCAACGCGGUGAACUUCCGCGAAGGCGUCGGCUGCGAGCUGCGGCGAUGCCAAGAAGACGCAUCGCAGGUCUUUCACCUUGCCGGGUGGCAGAGCUGGCGCCAGAAAGGGCCUGCGGAGGGCUGCCUGCGGAGCGCCCGGGUGAAGGCGGAGGAGCUGCUGGCCUUCCCCGCCGAGAACGUGGAGAAGAACUGGAACUUAAUCCAGGGCCAGCGAAAUCGCCUCUUUCUGGAGUACUUCGUCGAGCCUCACGUGGUGCUCCAGGCGCACCUGCAGCGCGGAGACGGAGGCAUAGCUCUGGCCGGCCUCGAGCAAAGUUUCGUGUCCCGCUGGCCCUACGAGAUUCUCCAUGGCGUCACCAAUGUACGAGGCGGCUUCUGCUGUUUGCGCCUGCCCUUGGGCGCCGGAGCGGCCGGCAUGGCCGCCGCGGAGCCUUGGUGGGACCGCUCACAGCUGGAGUUGCCAGACCUGCCAGCAGGGGUGAUGCUGGGUGCCGGCCACCUGCAGCGCAUCCGCUCACCCUUCGACCAGGCGCCGGGGGACGUGUCGAGGUUCCGGCGGCAGGCCAAGAGUCGGACCUACCACCAGUUCUUCUACCUGCUGAGGGAUGUCGAGCCGUUUGAUGUGGUGGCCGUGUCGCCGGAAUGGUGCAUCACCAUCAACGGCCACUUCAGCCAGCACUGGGCAAAGGUCCUGGCCCCUGGAGAGGAGGCCUGCGAGUCCAUCCAGUUCGUGGCCGGCCUCGCUCUGCGGAACUGGGAGGUGGUUGUCAGCUACGGCAUCAACGACUGCGAGUCGGACUUGCUGACACUUCCCCUGUCUGAGGUGCUGGCGAUGCUGCGGCCGGUGGUGUCAGACGUGAACGUCUCGCUGGAUGACCUGGAGAUGAUCUGAGCGG